AUGCUCUACUUUUUUCAGUACAAGACCUGGGAUUCCCAUUUGGCCGAAAUUUACGAUUUGGACUUCGCCAACAAACUACAGCUUGAACUUAGCAAGAAAGUCAAGCCGAGUGCAACAACAACCGGCGGAUAUGGGGCUGCCGCCGCAAAUAUCGAAGACAGUGAGGAAUGGAACUUGAGCGAAGACAUCGUAAGCACAGAAACUGAAUGGCGUACCCAGCGAGAAGCAUCUAAAUCGAGCGAUGAGCAGCAUUCGCAGUCUUCUUACACCAACUACGAGACCUCCUGGCCAAGUCUGGAGAUGCCAUCAUCAGACGCAGAAGAAAGUCUGGAAUUGCAGAGAUCGCAAUCGCAGCCUGAAGCUUCACUUCUCCAGCGUCACAUCGAUGAAUUUUUAAUGAAAAGAAGCAAAUCAUUCCCGUAUGUUCCAGAAGAAUAUAAAGAGGAAUCGGCUGGUCGUAGCAGUCCGGUAGACACUUUAUGGGAGCAUCAUCAAAACUUUCCGGAUUCUUAUGGCCGAGCGGAAAAGCCGAAUGCAUCUGCUAGUAAGGAGGAUCCUACCGAAUUUGAAUAG
Molecule: messenger RNA, 573 nt
Organism: Gongylonema pulchrum
Lineage: Eukaryota; Metazoa; Nematoda; Chromadorea; Rhabditida; Gongylonematidae
Source: the annotation of a GenBank genome assembly